Molecule: messenger RNA, 1218 nt
Organism: Mucor mucedo
Lineage: Eukaryota; Fungi; Mucoromycota; Mucoromycetes; Mucorales; Mucoraceae
Product: platelet-activating factor acetylhydrolase
Exons: 4
Coding region: 1-1218 (405 amino acids)
Molecular function (GO): 1-alkyl-2-acetylglycerophosphocholine esterase activity
Source: RefSeq, a predicted model, not a curated record
AUGUCUUUAUUAUUAGCUAAUUUCCCACCUUUGACCGGACGUUACUCUGUUGGGUGCCACGAUAUUGAGUGGCAAAACCAGCAACCUUCCAAUUCAAGAACACCACCUGACGAGUAUUGUAAAUCAGUACUGAUGAGAUUAUACUACCCCGCAACCAUUAAAAAGGGAGAUCAUAAAGCCAAUUGGAUUACUCAUCCGGAUUAUGCUAAAGCCUUAUGUGAUAUAGCAAAGCUACCAGCAUUCUUGUCUAAUUGGUUAUCAGGAUUAGCAUCUAUCAAGAAAACACGUUUUUACAAGGAUGCCCAAGUACUUGAAACUGAUGAAGCAACGCAAUUUCCAGUCAUUGUAUUUUCACAUGGCCUUGGUGGCAACCGGUUAAUCUAUUCGUCUAUAUGUUCUGAUCUUGCUAGUCACGGAUUUAUUGUGGCUGCUAUUGAACAUCGGGAUGGAUCUGCUAGUUUGGCUAAAGGCGUCGAAGAUGAAUGGGUCAAGUAUGAUAAUGUUCCACCUGAGGUGUGGGGGUUUAGACAUCAUCAACUGAGACACAGAGUAGCCGAAGUCGAAUUAUGUUUAGCCGGACUAGAUGAAUUGGCUAUUACCAAAUCAAAUAAAGGUGGACCAAACUUUGAAGGAAAGCUCAAUAUGAAGUCAAUUGUUAUGGCUGGCCAUAGCUUUGGUGGAGCAACAACGAUGCUCAUGUUGAAUGAUAAAGCCUGUCGAUUCCAGUGUGGGCUACUAUUAGAUCCAUGGGCACAACCAUUAAUGAUGAUGACAGAUACCGACGUACAUAUCCAAAGACCAGUAAUUGCUAUAUUGAGCGAACAAUUUUCGUUUUGGCCUGAUAACUACGAAUCUGUACAGGAACUCAUUGACCACUCUGUUCACUCAAACAAGAGUUUAUGUUUAUCAUUAAACGGAACCGAACACCAACAUCAGUCUGAUGUCUUGCUUGUGCUUCGUUAUUGGACUUUGUUUGAUUUCCGGUCUCCCUUUCAAAUCGAUCCUGUUCGAGCGAUUGACUUAAACACGGAAGCUGCAGUUACAUUUAUCAACAAUAUCCUUUCCAAACCAAUUACAGCCUCUAAGAUUGCAUAUCCAGCAACCAAAGUAUCCACUAAUAACGCUAAAAAGAGAUCACGAGAACCAAGUGCCCCACGACCCAUUUCCAAUUUUGACCCAAUAAUUAAUCAUACCAAAAAGACCAAGUUGGCCUUAUAA